This is a messenger RNA of Dothidotthia symphoricarpi CBS 119687, 1562 nucleotides long. RefSeq lists its product as uncharacterized. The record is from RefSeq and is a predicted model, not a curated record. Gene Ontology annotation, molecular function: peroxidase activity. The coding region runs from base 37 to 1533 and encodes 498 amino acids. The transcript has 3 exons. Lineage: Eukaryota; Fungi; Ascomycota; Dothideomycetes; Pleosporales; Dothidotthiaceae.
UUGGUACUUGUUUCGGGGGUGUCGGCGUUUCCCUGGAUGAACGCGGAUUUCGAAGACAAAGCUAAACGGGGUCUCGAUGCCAUUAAAAGGGAUCCUGAGCUCGCGGCUUUGAUUGAGGAUAUUUACACCAGGCAAUUGAAAGAGAAAGAGGACUUUCACGCCAACUUCGAUUCGGUCGAAGAAUGCCAAGGUGACACCACGGAAGAGCACGUCUUGGGCAAGCGACAGACCACUGGCUGUAGAAGUCACCCCUUAUCCGACUUUCUGCCUACUACCGUUGUGGGUCUCAAGAAGUUCCCUGAGGCAGCUUACCCCUAUCAAGAUCCCAAACCUAGCGAUCAGCGUGGAGUAUGCCCAGGACUGAACACGCUUGCUAACCAUGGAUACAUCUCCCGCAGUGGGAUUGUCACGGUUGCAGAGACUAUCAAGGCCAGUGCAGAUGUGUUCAACAUGGGGGCUGAUCUCACCGCGUUCCUUGCUGGUGGCUCUGUCGUAUUCGCUGGUGAUAUUCCUACCAUGCGAUUUUCUAUUGGAGGAUCUGAUUCUCGCACAAACUCUGCGGGUCCCCUCGGCGCCGCUCUUGGGACAGAGACCGGUCUGAGUGGCCAUUUGAGAUUCAAGGAGGGAGAUGCUUCCGGAACCAGGUGCGACUUCUACCUUUGCAAUGGCGACAACCACAACCUCAGCCCCUCCGUAUUUCUCGACUUGCAGAAUCAAGCCAAGACAGUCGGUGCCGGCCAGUACAACGUCGCUGCUGUGACCCAUCACUUCGCCAACCAGUACACCAACUCGCGCAACAAAAAUCCCUACUUCUACUUCUUCCCACCUCAGGCCGCUCUCGUGAUCGGUGCCACGUAUUUCAUACCUGGAUUCUUUUCGAACGGAACCAUAGGCGCGGGUGGUGUUGCCAACGAAGCCUCCAUCGCAUCGUUCCUCGGUGCUCAAUUCAACAGCGAUGGCAGUGUGGUCUAUGUCCCUGAGCAGAUCCCUCCUCAAGGUUGGUACCGUCGCGGGACCCCAAUGUUCCUCAGUGAAGGCAUCGAUGGGAUAAUCACACUUUACACCGGAGCUGCUGCCAUCCUCAAAAACCCGCUUCUCUUCGGCGCCAACACUGGGACUGCUGGCUCCUUCAAUGGCUCCUUUGGCCUUGCUGACUUCGGCGGAACUACUAGGAAUGGCGUUGCAUGCCAGAUCGAGCAAGCUGUUUAUGGAAACUUCAUAUCAGAGUUCGGUAAUGUGCUCAGUACAAUUUCUUCUGCGUUCAACACAAUUACCGCCGCUUUUGGCUCCUUCGGAUGUCCAACUCCCAGCGGAGCGCCGCCGUCACAGGCAAUUGCAACCAACUAUCCCGGUUAUCCGAAGCCAAGCCCAUGCAAGUUGAACAGGAUGCAAAAUGGUUUCGACCAAUGUGCACCAGGUACCAAUACCUAUGGGGCAACCAACUCGAAGAAGGUGCCGUUCUGUCUGAAGAACCCGACUACCGGCACCGUGGCAGGUAAUCCGUAUCCGGUGCCGGUACCGUAUCCCGCUUAGGUUGGAAUCGAAUCGAACGUUCAGUAGAC